UUGUUUCUAUGUUUUUUAUGGCAUGGUUUUACAGAUUAAUUUGUGAGGAGAAGGCAAUACGCGAAAGUGACAAUAAUAUAGAACAACCCUCUUUAGUUGAGCAGAUAAAGAAGAUGUCUGGAGACAUCAGCCUUCUAAUUGUUUGUAAGUCAUUUCUAAAAGCUUUUUAAUGAAUGACAAAGCAACUCAGGUUUAAAAAAAAAAAAUAAUAAAAGCAAUCCAAUGUAAAGACUAUAACGAAGCCAUGAAAUUAUGUUUAGAACAGCAAAAAUUAAGAACUCAGAAGGAUUAUUGUUUUGUAAUACCUCAAGCUUUCAUCGUUGUAAUUAGCGGAUUAAUUAUUACAAGCUGGGUUUAUAGUAUUUACUCCUCUAUGAUCGACACGCUCUUCUACUGCAUUAACGAAGAUGUUAUUAGAAAUGAUGGAGUAAGCAAAAAAUUGUACCUUCCCGUCAGAGUGGCUAAAUUAUUAGACGCCUUACCACUAGAAUUUGUUGGUUUAGGUUCUGUUUGCCUAUUAAGGCGUCUAGUUCGAACAAGGCAAAUUAAGAUUAAAAAAAAGAGACGGGCUAGAUACUCGUUAUUUUCAGAUGGACCUUUUACGGAUGAGAACUUGGUUAAAAUUCAGGCCAAACUGCUCGGUGAAAAAUUGGGAAAGUUGAUAGAGAAUAUCUGUAGUGAUAUUCACGAGGGAAAAUCUCCAAUCGAAUUGUCGCAGAGGGAAUCGAAGGACGGAAAAGAGCAGGAAGGGGUGGAGGAGGGAGAGGAGGGGGAGGAAGAAGAGGAAGACGAGGAGGAGGAGGAGGAGGAGGAGGAGGAGGAGGGGGAGGAAGUGGGUGAAGAAGAAGACGGCGACGAUGAAAUCGGUGAAGAUUUAAACAAUCUGUUCUUAACGAAAGAUGAUAAAAAACCCACGACAGAGUUAAGUUAUUCAUCUUCCGAAGAGAACGUUCUAAAACCUAUGUCCUCGAGGAACUAAAUGUAUUCUGAUCAAAGAAAACAAUCAAUCAUGUUAACGAUUAUAUAACAA
Messenger RNA from Dimorphilus gyrociliatus, 1030 nucleotides. NCBI's taxonomy places the organism in Eukaryota, Metazoa, Annelida, Polychaeta, Dinophilidae. The record is from the annotation of a GenBank genome assembly.